ACGUUGAUCUUAUCACGCUGUUUUCUCCUUAUCUUUCCUUAAAAAGGAAAAGAAAUAGCAGCAGAAGGAUCUUAUACAGCUCCCCCUCCCCCCACAUUUUAAUUUUCUUUCUUCUUAAUUAAAAAAAUUUGCCUUAUGUUGACAUGCUAUGAUCCAACUUAACGGAAGAUUUCAACAAGCAGAAAACUUUCGGUUGCGUUAUCGUCGCUGUACGCAAAACACUUUCCGUUGUGUUUUCUCCGGUUUUGCUGUUGAUCCGACAACCGUUGAAAUUUCUUGUCGUGUCUUGUUUUUAAACCUAUAGAUUUUCGUUAAACUGGCGUUAUAACAAACUGGAUAAGAACAUCAAGUCAAAUGUGGUGAGCAAAACAACUGAUAAAAACCCAACCUAGAAAAUCGUAAGCUUUGUCGUCAUUGUUUGCCCUUCGGUCAAGUCUACAGGUUUUAGUGAAUUUAUUAGUUGUUUUGUUGUUGUUGUUGUUGAUCCAGAAACCGCUGAAAUACUGUGUCGUAGAAAACAGCUUUCGUAACUAGCAUAAUAAUAUAAAACGAUGAUAAGAACAGGGACUCGAGGUUUUAUCGGUAAACCACCUGAUAAAAUUUCCGCCUUUAAGACCAGGGCUACAUUUCUCUGGUCUUUUGUCCACUGUGAAACAACGCCCUUCAAAUGUAAAUCUACUAGGUAACACAGAUUCUAACUAGAUCUUCCGAAAAACAAAGUGGGCAGGCUUGAAGUGAGCGACAGAGUACAACUCCGUUCUGUUCCGAUGAACAUGGCCCAGGGGAACCAACCCAACAACCGCCUGGGUGGUUUUGCAAACCGUACAUUUGUUUUGAUCAACGGAGAGUAUUGGGAUUGCAACGUAAAUAGGAGGCGUAUUCUAGGACAAGUUUGUCUAGACGAAUUCGCAGACAUUCUGCUCAAAUGGUUUCUAUUGGUAUUGCGACACCCACCUAUGUAUGACGAUAGAUACUCUCGUCAGCUUCUUGAAGAAAAGGGUUCACUGGAAGUUUUGAAAUUCGCUUAUGACUAUGCUGCUUCAGUUGACAAUGUGGAAGACACGACCCUAGAUUGGAAUUUCGCCGACUAUGUUGAUCAUUUAAGGAAACGGAGGAACCAAUUGACUCACGAUGUCCGUUCGUGGACGAUUGAAAGUUUUGAAGACUUCUUGAAGACAAUGAAAGAUGCGUCAAAUUAUUUGGUUCAACCCCCCGGUCGCUGUGACGCCGCUUUGACAGAACGUGUGAACACCUUCAUUUCAAAAUGUAAAAGGGAACUCGAUCACAUUGCGCAGUUUCGUAACUUGUAUUAGCUACGCACAACGAUGUGACUUGUAAUAGUUUUUUGUUGCUAUUUGGUAAUAGAACUGAAGAACCUCGUAAA
Molecule: messenger RNA, 1384 nt
Organism: Daphnia magna
Lineage: Eukaryota; Metazoa; Arthropoda; Branchiopoda; Diplostraca; Daphniidae
Exons: 3
Coding region: 768-1313 (181 amino acids)
Source: RefSeq, a predicted model, not a curated record